Molecule: messenger RNA, 216 nt
Organism: Oikopleura dioica
Lineage: Eukaryota; Metazoa; Chordata; Appendicularia; Copelata; Oikopleuridae
Source: the annotation of a GenBank genome assembly
AUGAUGAGCAAUAUCGUCAUGUUCUGUGUCUGCUUCGGCAAAUACCUGGUCGCCGAUGACGAAGAGCUUCUUAAUACCGCUUUCGCUCCUGGAAAAUCAUUCAGAGAUUCUGUGCGCUUUUUCUGCGAUCUCAUGCGCUCCUUGGAGGUUAAUCUCGGAAUUGAGCGCUUCUCCAAUGUUUACGACUACAACAACUUCUACGUAGACGAAAAAUAA